GGUUGGUGCCAGUAGUGAGAUUCAACGGUGUUGAGUCGCCGUAUAACAUUUACAAAAAGAAGACCAACUUCCAAAACAGGACCAAGCGGGAUCAGUUGAAUAUAUGUUUAUAUAUUUUAAAUCCAACACUACUACGAUUGUGCUCUUAAAAGGUUGAGAGAAAUGCAGCCAAAUGAUGGCACUUUACUCAAGGAAAAGGAGCAUGAAUGCUGUUGAAGUGCUGAGCUGGAGAGGCAGAGGUGUCACGGAUGCCGGGACGCUAACUAGACUCAAUAUAAAGGUCCUAAGAAGCAUCAUUUUACAGAAUCGGGAUUUCUACUACGUUGGGAACGAGACAUCAAAAUCCACAAUAAUAUAUGGAAAUAAUAAAAUCUAUCUAGACAAUUACCUGAAGUGCUCCAGCUGUGUACAUUCUAGGCCUCAUGCUCUCUACCAAUUGCCUGAACGAUCUAAAUUGACUAAGUUUGAAGAUACCUUGCUGUGUCAGAGCCCACUUGAAACCACUUUAGCGUCUCCUUCUGAUCACAAGCCAAGCCUUUUGGUUUUGACAGCCAAUAAUUGGUUGUAUCGCUUAUUGGACUCAACAGGACAGGAACUGGACAGUGUUUUCCUCUCUUCAAAACACAAGUUCAAGUAUCUAUGCUGGGAUGUAUCUCAAGAGAUUUUUUAUGUGAAAUCUGUUCAAAGUAAAGAAACACCUCUAGGACGACAGGCUGGCAUUACACAGGACACAGUGAUCCAUCUGGCAAUAUUUCAUGUUUUCCCCUUACAAAUUGUGGGCGUGAUGGAAGUCAAAGAAAAGGUGUUCGGGAAAGGCCUUACUGAUGUUAUUUUAUCUCAAGGUGUCCUGGCUGUCUCCUAUAGAAAAUCAGUGAAGCUGUUUAGCAUUGAGCACAUUUUGCAAAAGUGCCUGGUGGAGAAAUUAACGCUUGGAAAGAAAAGUUCACUUCUCAGUGGCAAAAUAGUGGGAGAAGCUCCGUUUGGCAUCCCGGUAAAUAUCCAGAUUACAGAUUGCCCUCCCGUGCUCUUCGAAGUGUCCUGCUCCAAUAAUGGUGUACAGAUUGGAGGCUUUCCUUGGCACUACAUUUCCACUCCACUACAAAAAUGUCACCAAGGGACUCACCACAUCUCCUCACUCAAAGACAAAACUAUGGCCAUAAAUGGGAUACAGAAUAUGAAGUGUUACUCUCUGGAGAGUGAUUUUAUUUUCUUCCAUCCUGAUGAAUCAGGAAGAAUCAUUCAUGUGGGGCCCAGCACCAUUAACAUUGUAAAGAUUGUUGGUGAGUUGAACAGUGGAUUGCCAUCAACGGUAGUAAAAGAUUUCUCAAUAGAAACUCAUCGCAACAACAUUUGUACCUCGCAAGUAACAGUUACUUCUUCAGGCCGUACAGUGAAGAGAACUUCAGUCCAACAGCUCGAUGAUGAUCCCAAUCUAGCGACUUUCCGUACGGUAGUUUAUGAGGACGAGCUGGACCUUUUGGCUGUGGUGGUAACCGAUGGUGCGGAUGGAGAGGGAAGAGCUCAGGUCCAACUACAUGACAACCAGAGUGGACAGUUGCUGAAGACUGUUAAACUGUUGGAAGCAUGGGAUGAGACUAACCAACAUGACCUGGUUUUCGACAAGGACACAAUUGUUCAUAUUGUACAAAGGAAAACCAGAGUCUGCUGCUAUGUCUACAAGCUUAAUAUUGGCAAAUAAUAGCACCAAAGGUGAAGGCGUGCUAUUUUUUGUCAUGUUGUAAUGUGUUAUUUUGUACAGUGUUUAAGUGGAAUGUCUGUUUAAACUGUCAUUUUGUAUUAAAUGAAACAUUGUCAGAUUAAUUGUUAGUUGUAAAUGUAUUCAUUUUAUGACAAAUGGCCAUGUGAAAGUGGUGGUUCUCGUCCAUAUCUUGCAAGACAAUUUGUAGCUCAAUAUAUUUGUCCCCUCAAAUAGUUACCCAGAUAGCAGAACGACAUUGAAUAAACGUUGAUUUUUCAUCAAAAUCAUCAGUAUGGGUGACAUAGAAAUUUUUGACGUUAUGUGACGUUGAAACAACGUUGUUCUAUGGUAUGUCAGGUGGUGGUUGGGUUAACAUUGUUUUAUACGUAGUUGAUGAACUAAUGUUGACAAAUAGUUGAUUUAUGAUUGACCGGGAAAUAUGAUUGAAAAGUCAUUAAAUUAUGGAUGAGUUGGCGUUUUGGUCAAAAACAUAACAUUGUUUCAGCUUUGUUCCAAUAUCAUAAUCAAAAUGACGUUUAGGUUUUGUAAGGAUUUCAACUUUGAAACAACAUUAAUUGAGGGUGCAAAAGUGACGCUGACUCAACAAUAUAAGAUCGACAGCGGAAUGUUGAUCCAACAUCUUUUCAACGUCGGUCUGCUAUCUGGGUAUUGUGCUUACCUUUUGUGCAUACAGUAUGUGGCCAAAAAAUGUUAGG
Corythoichthys intestinalis (scribbled pipefish) is the source of this 2415-nucleotide messenger RNA. It is a transcript of the gene dcaf17, whose product is annotated as ddb1 and cul4 associated factor 17. Gene Ontology annotation, cellular component: Cul4-RING E3 ubiquitin ligase complex. Bases 173 to 1699 code for a protein of 508 amino acids. The transcript has 15 exons. Gene Ontology annotation, biological process: protein ubiquitination. The record is from RefSeq and is a predicted model, not a curated record. Lineage: Eukaryota; Metazoa; Chordata; Actinopteri; Syngnathiformes; Syngnathidae.